AACGGUCAUCACCCUCUCAACAAAACGUCCUCUCUCCUUUCCCUCUCUGCCCAACAUUUGAACUCUUCUCUUCUCUCUCUCUACAGUACGCACUCAGUACUCUCUCUUUUUGCUGUUGAACAGAAGAAGAAGUCAAGAGAAGGAAUCAACAGGAAAAAGAAACCAUGAAAUCAACUACAGACAGCAGCGAUAAUCGUUUCGUGGGAAGGAUAUCAACAUCUUCCCUUCGUAAUUUGCUUCCCAGAUCCAUCUCCUCCAAGCAUAAGUCCACCUCCAACUCUAAAUUCUCCAAACUUUUCAACUCCGAGAAUACCCCUCCGCGGGAUCCAAACGUCCAAUUCAACGAUCCUCCGCUCUCACCUUGUAUCCUCAAACCAUCGCUUUCCAAAUCCUUUACUUCCAUCAAUGACGCUGCCAGAUCCGACGCUUCUUCCUUCCAAGACCCGCCGCUCAAGGGUGAUGUUUCCGUAUCGGACGGUCAGAGUGAACCACCAGUAAGUUUCGAUCCGCCGGUGAAGGUUGUGGUGAGAGUUAGGCCUGUAAAUGAUCACGAAAGAGAGGGUGGAGUGACAGUAGGCAAGGUCUCUUCCAAUUCAUUAUCCGUUGGUGACAGAAAAUUUACCUUUGAUUCGGUUCUCGACUCCAAUUCAAACCAGGAAGAAGUCUUCCAGUUAGUUGGUAUACCUUUGGUUAAAAGCGCGUUAGCAGGUUAUAAUACUUCAAUCUUGUCAUAUGGACAGACUGGAAGUGGAAAGACGUACACAAUGUGGGGUCCACCGAGUGCAAUGGUUGACGAUACCUCACCCAAUAGUCAGCAGGGUAUCGUUCCUCGCAUCUUCCAAAUGCUAUUCUCAGAAAUUCAAAGAGAGCAAGAGAGCUCUGAAGGGAAGCAGAUACAUUAUCAGUGUAGAUGUUCUUUCCUUGAGAUAUACAAUGAUCAAAUUGCGGACUUGCUGGAUCCCGUGCAAAGAAAUCUUGAGAUAAGAGAUGAUCCUAAAAAUGGAUUGCAUGUUGAGAACUUGACUGAGGAGUAUGUGAGUAGCUAUGAGGAUGUAACACAAAUAUUGAUCAAGGGGCUUUCAAGUAGAAAAGUUGGAGCAACAAGCAUAAAUUCUAAGAGCUCUCGAUCCCACGUUAUGUUUACUUUCAUCAUUGAGUCCUGGUGCAAGGGAAGCUCAUCAAAAUGUUUCAGUAGUUCAAAGAUUAGCAGAAUCAGCCUUGUUGAUCUUGCCGGACUGGAUAGAAGUAAACCAGAUGAUGCGGGUAGACAAUAUUUAAGGGAAGGAAAAAAUAUCAAGAAGUCCCUAUCACACCUCGGGAAAUUGGUUAAUGCUCUUGCAAAAGGAGCUGAACCAGUGAAAUUUGAAGUUGCGCCAUAUAGGGGAUCUUGUUUAACACAUUUGCUACAAGAAUCACUUGGUGGCAAUGCAAAACUCACAGUUAUAUGCAACAUCUCUCCAGAUAAUAGACAUAAUGGUGAGACAUUGAGGACGCUCAGAUUUGGGCAGCGAGUUAAAGUCAUACAAAAUCAGCCAGUAAUAAAUGAAAUAUCUGAGGAUGAUGUCAAUGAUUUGAGUGAUCAGAUUCGCCAAUUAAAGGAAGAACUUAUAAGAGCAAAAUCAGAUGUGCAUAAAUCAGUUGGGAAUAAAAACGGAUACUUUAAAGGACGGAAUCCGCGUGAAAGCUUGAACCACUUGAGAGUAAGCCUUAAUCGCUCUUUGAUGUUACCCAACAUCGAUAAUGAUUCUGACAAUGAAGUGAAUUUUAACGAGGAUGAUGUGAAAGAAUUACAUGAUCAGCUCAAUAAAUUGAAUAAUUCUUACGAGGAGGACUCAAAAGGUCUAUCUGACACAAGAAACUCUAGUCGCUUUUCUUCUUUAGAUGAGAAUUUUGAGACAGAUUUGAUGAGUGAAGAAGAAGAAGUAAAUGGUCCAAAUGAAAUUCAAACUGAAGAACUUAACUUGGAGAAGCAUGAGAAGGACAUUGUUGCGUUAGAAGAUAACCUUUCAAGUACAAAUAAUACCUCAAAGCCAACUGAGCCAUCAGUUAGAAAUAGCAUAUCUAUCAGUUUAUGCCGUCUUUCUCCAGUUCUCCAAGAGCCAACAUUGUCCGAGUCUCCUAAAAUUGGAAAUACUAGGAAAAGUGUGGCCAUUUCUUCGUCAGCAUUUUCAACAAGUCAGAGCAAUGUGUCGCCGACUGACAAGUCAGAUGUAUUGUUCCAGUCACUUAGGCGAAGUGAGAACACUCGAUCAUCUUUGCGUUCAAGCAAGGUGUUUCCAGGCCCUACUGAGUCCUUGGCUGCUAGCCUUCAAAGAGGCUUACAGAUUAUUGACCAGCAUCAGCGGAACUCAGCAUUGAACAGAUCUUCAGUUGCCUUCUCCUUUGAGCACUUGGCACUCAAACCCUGUCCAGAAGUUGAUGCAACAUGCUGUUCUCCUCAAAAGCUAGCAGAAGAAGCACCAUCAUCUGGUGGAUCAUCUACUGCUUUGCUAUGUGCAUCUUGUCAACAAAAGAUCAAUGACAAUCCGAAUGAGCUUCAAGAUAGCCUGAAUGCAUGGAGUUUAGCCGUCAAUGAAGCAAGAAAUCCUAACGAACUGUCAGAUCAGGAGGUGGAAGGCAAUGGUUUGGUAGAAACCCAUAAGAGAGAACAGGAACUUGAAAAUAUAUGCAAGGAUCAAGCAGCUAAAAUUGAGCAGCUAAAUCACCUGGUAGAGCAGUACAAACUCAAGAUCCAUGAUCUAGAAGGUGAUGGACUUUGUCUUGAGGGCUCAAAGAAUCAAAUAAUACUGUUUGAGGAAUCCAAAAAUGAAGCAUCGAAAGAUCAAAACAAGGAAGUUCAGGAAGUACUGGAUCAUGAGAAUACACAUUUUGAUAUAAAGGAGAAGGAAACACUUCUUCAAGAAAUUCAAAGUUUAAGGAACCAGUUGAAGUCAUAUACUGAUGCUUCUGCAAAAAGAUCCAUUGGGAAACUGAGAUCUUCUUUAUUAGCACAAUCCAUUCAACUAUACAAAAGUACAGAUGCUUUAAGUGGCAACGAGGAAGAACUUGAGAAAGAAAGGCAGAGAUGGACAGAAAUGGAGAGUGAGUGGAUUUCUAUAACUGACGACCUAAGGAUUGAUCUUGAAUCCAGUCGUCGGCGCACAGAGAAGGUAGAGAUGGAGUUGAAAUUAGAAAAGAAGUGUACUGAGGAGUUGGAUGAUGCACUUAGCAGGGCUGUCCUUGGCCAUGCUAGAAUGGUUGAACACUAUGCUGAACUACAAGAGAAAUAUAAUGAUUUGGUUGGAAAACACCGCGCAAUCAUGGAGGGAAUAGCAGAAGUCAAAAGGGCAGCAGCAAAGGCAGGAACCAAAGGUGGCGCUCGCUUUGCCAAAUCACUUGCAGCUGAGCUCUCUGUCUUAAGAGUGGAGAGGGAAAAGGAGAGAGAAUUCUUGAAGAAAGAGAACAAGAAUCUCAAAAUACAGCUUAGAGACACUGCAGAAGCUGUUCAUGCUGCUGGAGAACUCCUUGUUAGACUCAGAGAAGCUGAGCAUGCCGCCUCAGUUGCAGAGGAAAAUUUCAACGAGGUGCAGCAAGAAAAUGAGAAAUUAAAGAAGCAAAUAGAGAAAGCAAAAAGAAAACACAAGAUGGAGAUGAUCACCAUGAAACAGUAUUUAGCAGAAAGCAAAUUACCAGAAUCUGCACUGCAGCCAUUGUACCGGGAAGAUUCUGAGAUAACCCAUAACACAGUUACUUAUGAUGAUCAGGCAUGGAGGGCAGAAUUUGGAGCAAUAUAUCAGGAGCAUUACUGAGUCGUUCUAAAACUUUAUUUCCCCAUUAUUGAGAAUUUGGCCGACUGGAUCCUACUUGGAUCCAAGCUAUACGCACUGAAUACAUUAUUUAUUUAUUUGUUUGUUUUUAUCUUAAA
Messenger RNA from Manihot esculenta (cassava), 3904 nucleotides. Its product is annotated as kinesin-like protein KIN-12F. Gene Ontology annotation, molecular function: ATP binding; microtubule motor activity; microtubule binding. NCBI's taxonomy places the organism in Eukaryota, Viridiplantae, Streptophyta, Magnoliopsida, Malpighiales, Euphorbiaceae. Bases 165 to 3788 code for a protein of 1207 amino acids. Gene Ontology annotation, biological process: microtubule-based movement. The transcript has 17 exons. The record is from RefSeq and is a predicted model, not a curated record.